This is a messenger RNA of Amoebophrya sp. A25, 949 nucleotides long. The record is from the annotation of a GenBank genome assembly. NCBI's taxonomy places the organism in Eukaryota, Dinophyceae, Syndiniales, Amoebophryaceae.
CGAGAGUUGCUCGGACGUCCGCCACCAAAAAUGGAGAAUUUUGCUUUGUCGAAUGCUAGGAUGAGUCUGGCUAGCCAAGCGGAAGGAGACAGGGAAAACGCAAGAGCACACCUUCAGGGAUUUCUAGAUUUACGCUACCAGGGAGAGAAUACUUUUGUGUUUAAAGAAAUGUAGUAGCAAAGUCUUUGGUCUUCCACCGCGGUUCAAAAACACUAUCUGAGUAUGCUUGCAUUAAAUCUUGAUAUUGUAGUUGUACUCUCACAUCCUAAAGAAGCUAAGGGAAUGGCUCUAGUACAUGAUUUGCAUUUCUUUAUAAGUGUACGUAGCUAGUUCAAUAGUUCAACACUCAGGAGAGCCUUUUUCUCGCCUUUAUCUCGCCCUCAAUUCGACGACCUACCCUAACAAGCCCUAAGCCCUGUCUAUCCCCCCUACAACCUUGCUUCUUCUCUGCCCUCUUUCUUCAUGAAAAAUCAAGAAGAAAGCGCUGAAUCGUGUGAAAGACAAGAUAAAGCCAUUACUCGAGAAUAUAGCAGAGGAAGCAAGGGACGCAUACUUCUGGAAAAAAAUUUCCGAGGUGCAUGCCAGAAACAGCGACUUUAAGUUAAGGCUCAAUACAAUUGAUUGAAGCACGAAAAGGAUCGGGUUGUGAAGUAGCUGCUUUUUUCUACCUCUGUUCUGUAGUUGCACCAGUAUGAUCAUGGACUGAGCACUUCUUAAUCUACACUCGACCUCCGCAAGAAGAUCUUCCUAAGUACAUAGACAGCACUCUUUAGAUUCUACAAAGUGUUAUUUCUAGGAGUUAAAGGGAAGAAAUUGAAAGGAAUUGAAUGAGUAUAUUGAUAUUGUUUCUUUGAAGACGUCACAGAAACACUGUCAGACCACGUCUCUACGGUCACUAUGAAAGGUGAUAACAGGGACAUUAGCAUGCAUCCUCGCUAAUUCAGGGAGC